This is a messenger RNA of Chrysochloris asiatica (Cape golden mole), 1322 nucleotides long. RefSeq names its product potassium voltage-gated channel, shaker-related subfamily, beta member 2 (gene KCNAB2). The coding region runs from base 1 to 1197 and encodes 398 amino acids. The record is from RefSeq and is a predicted model, not a curated record. Gene Ontology annotation, molecular function: transmembrane transporter binding; potassium channel regulator activity; voltage-gated potassium channel activity. Lineage: Eukaryota; Metazoa; Chordata; Mammalia; Afrosoricida; Chrysochloridae. Gene Ontology annotation, cellular component: voltage-gated potassium channel complex; extrinsic component of cytoplasmic side of plasma membrane; cytoplasm. Gene Ontology annotation, biological process: regulation of action potential; transmembrane transport; potassium ion transport. The transcript has 14 exons.
AUGCAGGUCUCCUUCAUGUGCUCCGAGCACAGCCUCAAGGCCCGCGGUCCCGAGGAACGGCUGGGGCGGCCGGUGGUCAGCAGCCCCAGCCUGGGCACCCGUAGUCGCUUCCGCGCCGUGGCCAUGGUGGCCCGGAGCCUGGGACAGCUGUCGGUACAAAGCGUCCCAGGCACCGGUGACACCAACGGGAAGCAACUGGGCAUGAAAUACAGGAAUCUGGGCAAGUCUGGCCUGCGGGUCUCCUGUCUGGGGCUCGGAACAUGGGUAACCUUCGGGGGCCAGAUCACCGACGAGAUGGCAGAGCAGCUGAUGACCUUGGCCUACGACAAUGGCAUCAACCUCUUCGAUACGGCAGAGGUCUACGCUGCGGGCAAGGCUGAAGUGGUCUUAGGAAACAUUAUUAAGAAGAAGGGCUGGAGACGCUCCAGCCUCGUCAUCACAACCAAAAUCUUCUGGGGUGGAAAGGCCGAGACAGAGCGGGGUCUAUCCAGAAAGCACAUCAUUGAGGGUCUGAAAGCCUCUCUGGAGCGGCUGCAACUGGAGUAUGUGGAUGUGGUGUUUGCCAACCGCCCAGACCCCAACACACCCAUGGAAGAGACUGUGCGUGCCAUGACCCACGUCAUCAACCAGGGGAUGGCCAUGUACUGGGGCACAUCGCGCUGGAGCUCCAUGGAGAUCAUGGAGGCCUACUCUGUGGCCCGGCAGUUCAACCUCAUCCCGCCCAUCUGUGAGCAGGCCGAGUACCACAUGUUCCAGCGCGAGAAGGUGGAAGUACAGUUGCCGGAGUUGUUCCACAAGAUAGGGGUAGGUGCUAUGACCUGGUCCCCUCUGGCUUGCGGCAUCGUUUCCGGAAAAUACGACAGUGGCAUCCCACCCUACUCAAGAGCCUCCUUGAAGGGCUACCAGUGGCUGAAGGACAAGAUUCUGAGUGAGGAAGGCCGACGUCAACAGGCCAAGCUGAAGGAGCUUCAGGCCAUCGCCGAGCGUCUGGGUUGCACCCUCCCCCAGCUGGCCAUCGCCUGGUGCCUGAGGAAUGAGGGGGUCAGCUCCGUGCUCUUGGGGGCUUCCAACGCAGACCAACUGAUGGAGAACAUCGGAGCAAUACAGGUCCUUCCAAAAUUGUCGUCUUCCAUUAUCCAUGAGAUCGAUAGUAUUUUGGGCAAUAAACCCUACAGCAAAAAGGACUACCGAUCUUAAGAAGCCCCAACCCCGGCCGCUUGGACACUUUUCUUCCCCUCCCAGUCUCUGUUCGCUCGCUCUCGCUCGCUUAAGCUGUUUUGAAGCCAAGUGAAGAGUGUGGUUUGCAUCCAAAAGACACAACA